This is a messenger RNA of Mercenaria mercenaria, 823 nucleotides long. RefSeq names its product sterile alpha motif domain-containing protein 15-like. Gene Ontology annotation, molecular function: protein binding. Lineage: Eukaryota; Metazoa; Mollusca; Bivalvia; Venerida; Veneridae. The record is from RefSeq and is a predicted model, not a curated record. The transcript is spliced from 3 exons. The coding region runs from base 147 to 551 and encodes 134 amino acids.
CCUAGGCACAACGCGAUAAUCGUUAACGAGAUAAAAGCAAACUUGAAAAUUUAGAAUAUUUUCAAGGUUUAUUUUAUUUACAGGUGGAGACAAUAAAAAUCAAGAAGGGGAAUUCGGCCCAUGAGCGGUUUAGAAUUCGGCGUAAGAUGUCGUUUAACCAGCCUUGUGAGUAUGUACGGAAAACAGAUGAGAAACACGGCGUUCCUAUGACAAUUUAUUGGACUGAAGAAGAACUGGCUGACUGGAUUUGUGAAAUAGGAUAUCCGCAAUACAGAGUAUGUUUUGAAAAAAAUUUCCUCUCAGGCAGACAUCUUGUAUACCUUGAUGCGUCCAAACUUCCAGAUAUAGGGAUAACGGAUUUUGAACAUAUCAAGGAUAUUGCUGGAAAAAUACGAGGGCUUAUAGGGCUUGAUCAUGUCAUAAAGAACUUGAGUAUUGCCAAGUCCAAUCCAAUGAUAGCCUACAUGGAUAUGAAGCGGAAGUCUGGAGAUGUAGCCAUGAACAUUCCAUACAACGAGUUCCUCAAGAAGAACAAAAGAUGGUACAAAUAAUUGGGUGUCAUCUGUAAUGGCCAUAUUUUAAAUGAAGAAUAUGUAACGGGACAAUAUUUACUUCUUGAAUCAAUGGAAAUGAUAAAUGUUCUACUGGAAUGACUUGAUACUAGUUUAUUCAAAUUUACUUUCCAAAAGAUUGUAAAACGAGUAAGGUUUUAGUAAUAUUUUAUUCGUCUACAACUUGUGCAAUGAGUGUCAAGUAAGUUACAUUUUAAUUGUCUAAAUUGAUUUAAUAUCUAUCAAAAGGUCACAUUAAUCUGUGAACUGAG